Cordyceps militaris CM01 is the source of this 591-nucleotide messenger RNA. RefSeq lists its product as uncharacterized. NCBI's taxonomy places the organism in Eukaryota, Fungi, Ascomycota, Sordariomycetes, Hypocreales, Cordycipitaceae. The record is from RefSeq and is a predicted model, not a curated record. The transcript has a single exon. Bases 1 to 591 code for a protein of 196 amino acids.
AUGGUCGUCACUGAUUUCAAAGGAGACCAGUCCGACAGCAAGGCUCCGCGGACCGUGGCAUCCAGCCAGUCAGGCCAUCGCCAGACCGUGCCGUGCGAGGCCGAGGACGGUUCCUCGCACGAGCUGCAUGAUCUCCCUCCUCCCUACGAAGCGGGCUCCUCGUCCACGCAGCACCGCGACCGCCAUGCCUCCGAACGCAGCAGCAGCAGCAGCACGCACCGCUCAUCCGCCAGCAUACUCCGCGUCGACCAAGCCGGCUACCAGCCGCCGUCCAAGAUGACGUGGGACGAAAAGGACGCCAGCGGGUACUGGGCGCGCCACGACGGCGGCUCGACGGGCGCGUGCUGCUUCUCGGCGCGUGGCGGCUGCUGCUUCUCGGACCGGGACGCCUGCUGUUUUUCGGACCGCGAUGCGUGCUGCUUCUCGGACAGAUAUGCCUGCUGCUUUUCGGAUAGGGGUGCCUGCUGCUUCUCGGAUCAUGGCGCGUGCUGCUUUGCGGAUCAUGGGGCCUGCUGCUUUGCCGGGACGGCGCCGGGCGGGCGGUGGAGGCCGGUGCCGUCGACGGGGACAUUGUUCAAGGGACUUUGCUGA